Molecule: messenger RNA, 3003 nt
Organism: Vitis riparia (riverbank grape)
Lineage: Eukaryota; Viridiplantae; Streptophyta; Magnoliopsida; Vitales; Vitaceae
Product: L-type lectin-domain containing receptor kinase VII.1-like
Exons: 1
Coding region: 461-2557 (698 amino acids)
Biological process (GO): protein phosphorylation
Cellular component (GO): plasma membrane
Molecular function (GO): protein kinase activity; ATP binding; carbohydrate binding
Source: RefSeq, a predicted model, not a curated record
GACAUGCCCUUGAUGGAGUCGGUGAGGAAAAAUGAGAUUUUGGUGAGAGCUCAAUUUUUCAAAUUUGGCAGACGAGAGUUGAGGGGUCACCCACUCACCAAGGGAAGCAUCUUCUGCUGCUAUUUUUAGCUUUCCUAGUCCCCUGCCCCUAUCAAAAUCCAUUGUCUUAGGUGGCAUGAUUACAACCAGUGGGAGUUUGGUCAGAGUUAUGACUAUUGGCUUUUGGGAACUUCUUUCGAGUGACCCCUAAAAAAAUAGAAACAAGGGGAAAUAUACCACCUUCGUAAAUAUUGGAGUAUUGGAAGAAAAAACCCAAAUCCCAUGAAUCACAAACGUUUGACCAAGAAAACUCGAAUACUCCUUCAGAAUCUCAGCUUAUCUCCCUAUCUCUGUUCCAUUCAUAUAUCAUACAUGAGAGCCGUAUCUGCUCUUCUUCGUUAUUCUUCUGCUCUGCUGCAAUAUGAAGAGACACCACCCUCUUCUGCUCCUCAUACUUUCCAUUUCAACUUUCUUCGGAUCAGCAUCCGCUGAAGAUUUCGUCUUCAACGGCUUCAAUUCCUCUGAUAUGCUACUCUACGGUGUUGCCGACAUUGAAUCUCGCGUUCUCACUCUUACGAACCAGACUAGCUUCGCAAUUGGUAGAGCUCUUUACCCAUCGAAAAUCCCUGCAAAAUCGCCGAAUUCCUCCGAUGUGGUUCCUUUUUCCACCUCGUUCAUCUUCUCCAUUGCACCUUACGAGGACAUUCUUCCCGGCCAUGGCAUCGUUUUCCUCUUUGCACCAGUCACCGGCAUCGAAGGCGCCACUUCUUCUCAACAUCUAGGCUUUCUCAACCGUACCAACGAUGGGAAUUCGACGAACCAUGUCUUUGGCGUGAAGUUCGAUGUCUUCAAAAACGAAGAGUUUGGCGAUAUAAGCGAUAAUCAUGUUGGCAUCAAUGUCAAUUCACUCACUUCUAUGAGCGCACAUGAGGCGGGCUAUUGGCCCGACAACGGGAAAAUCAGCAGCGGCGGCGGCAAUAGCAGUAGCGAGGAAGAUGAGAAGUCAUUCAAGAGGCUGCAGCUGAAUAAUGGUAAGAAUUAUCAAGUUUGGAUUGACUACAUGGAUCUUCAUAUCAACGUUACCAUGGCUGUGGCUGGCAAGACAAGGCCUCAACGCCCUUUACUGAGUGUUGAUCUUAAUCUCUCUGAUGUUUUUCUGGAUGACAUGUAUGUUGGCUUCACUGCUGCAACCGGCAGAUUAGUUGAAAGUCACAAGAUUUUGGCUUGGAGCUUUAGCAAUUCUAAUUUCUCCUUGAGCAGCGAAUUGAUUACAAGUGGUUUGCCAUCAUUUGUUCCUCCGAAAAAAUCAAUAUUUCAGUCCAAAGGGUUCAUCGCAGGGAUCACAGUGGGAGUUUUCUUCUGUGUAGUCUUUUGCUCCGUGUUUUCAUGGUUUCUGAUAAGAUGGAAGCGCCUAAGAGCGAGAAGGAGGGAGGGAAUGGAAGAAUGGGAAUUGGAGUACUGGCCUCACAGAAUCACUCAUCAGGAAAUCGAGGCGGCAACCAAUGGUUUCUCGGAGGAAAAUGUGAUUGGAACUGGGGGGAAUGGAAAGGUGUACAAGGGUGUUUUAGAAGGAGGGGCAGAGAUCGCAGUGAAGCGAAUUUCCCACGAAAAUGACCAAGGAAUGAGAGAAUUCGUAGCUGAAAUCUCGAGCCUUGGAAGGCUGAAGCACAGGUGUUUAGUGUCAUUGAGGGGGUGGUGCAAGAGGGAAAACGGGAGCUUCAUGUUGGUGUAUGAUUAUAUGGAAAAUGGAAGUCUGGACAAGAGGGUGUUCGAAUGUGAAGAAAGCCAACUAUUGAGUUUCAAAGAUCGAAUCAGGGUUCUCAAAGACGUGGCUUCAGGGGUGCUAUACUUACACGAAGGCUGGGAGUCCAAAGUACUGCACAGAGACAUUAAGGCCAGCAAUGUGUUGCUUGACAGGGACAUGAACGGAAGAUUAGGAGAUUUUGGCUUAGCCCGGAUGCAUGGCCACGACAAAGUGGGUAGCACAACGCGGGUGGUGGGGACAGUGGGAUACUUAGCGCCUGAAGUCAUUAGAACCGGCCGAGCUUCAGCCCAAACCGAUGUAUUCGGCUUUGGUGUGUUGAUUUUAGAAGUCUUAUGCGGUAGAAGACCAAUGGAGGAAGGAAAACAGCAUUUGAUUGAUUGGGUGUGGGAGUUGAUGAUGAAGGGGGAAUUAGUACUAGCACUGGAUGAGAGAUUAAGGAGCAGAGGAGAAUUGGAUGAGGAGGAAGUGGAGAAGGUGCUGCAUUUGGGGUUGUUGUGUACAUACCCCGAUCCCAGUGCCAGACCAACAAUGAGGCAAGUGGUGAAAAUUUUAGAAGGGGGGAAUGAGGUUUGUGAAUCAGAGGGAGAGGAGAUGGAUGCGUAUCUGCUAGAAAACAUGAGAUCCAAGUCCAUGUGGUCUAAGUAUUCACACACCUUUGGCCGCGGGUCACACCCAACAUUUGAAGAUUUCAGACAGUCUCUUGCUUCCUCCAUAUCCAUGUCUUGGUCUGAUGCAAUUCUGGAUGGUAGGUAAACCCAAACAGAUUUUGAUGCACCGAUUUUACCUUUCAUGCCUAUUGCUUAUUGGGUUGGGUCUUGUAGAGAUUUUUUUUUUUGCUUUAAAUUUUGUCUAUCUUUUUUGCCAAGUUUGCAGAAGGAUAAAUAUGCCGAUGUACAUUUAUAUUAAAUUCACUGUAAUGAUAAAAGACUACACUAGACUUUAGAUUGCGUUGGAAAUGAUUAAAAUUCUGUUUCUAAUUCCUGUUCACCCAUCGCCCAUUGUAAGAAGGCAGAUGAGUGAGUUUGAGAGAUGGGGUGGAGCCCCUUUGGGCCAUGAUUUUGGUUGGACGAUUCUUGCAGUGAACAGUUGCUUUCAAUCAUCGCACUGGCUCAUAUCCCUGUCCAAAUGUAAUUUUGGGCACCAAAAAUGUUGCUUCUUUACCCCUAAAUAUAAUGUUUUUGGUGGUUGCUUUCUUCCUA